AUGUCUCGUGCCGCUCCCGAAGUGUCAGAGGUGGAGGAACCAACAGAGAAGCAUGACUCAGAAACUAGAGAAUAUUCGCAAAUACGAGAGGAACUGGGUUCGCCGGCCGAUAUUCGUAGGCCUCGAUCUGCUUUGCAUUCCGGCGACUUCAGAGAAGGCACCGACAUCUCUACACAACAUGCUCCACCGUCACCUCGGCCUCAUUUCGCUGAGCGAUUUCCAACUGCUCCAUUUCCCGAUUUAAGUACCUCUCCUACAACGCCAUGGUUUGGUGCAUCAGUUUUCCAAACCCCGGCACAGCGCCCCCCAUUCGAUGAUCAUCGUGAGCUGAUAACGCUCCAAACCCGGGCUCGAGCACCAUCUCUCGGGUCUUUCUCUUCGAGUUAUGUUCUCAAGGCUCCAACAAGCCCUCUGGUACACCAGGCCAACAAUACCGAUCUAGACUUUUCGCCUCGGGUUGAUUCGGGAGACCCUCCUGAGCUUAUCGACAAAGCGAACCGACGUCGGACUCUACCUCCUGAGUCCUUUCGGCACCUCCAAUCAUCCCCACCGAAUUCGCGGGCCGUUAGCAUUCGUAAUCCUUAUCAACCAGGUCGUCACGAGGGAUUAUUCCAGCCACAGCACUUCCCUCGCCGAUCUCUGACGUCGGCGUAUAGUCUUCAACUUGCUCCGACCAAUAAUGCUGCUGCGUAUCGGGCAAGGAGGCCGUCUUUUGCCUCUGAGCUUUCUGCGAAGCCUCAUGCCCCGAUGGUAGGAUCCUACGAAGAGUCACUCCUAAGAGGCCGAAUGUCUAUGAGUCCUUCCAAACCACUGGAUUUUACGGCGCAAAUCGGGGUCCUCGGAAAGGGAAAGUGCAAGGGACACCUAAAAUGCCCUCCACAUGUCACGGUGCCUUUCCCCGCUGUUUUCUACAGCUAUCCAACUUCUGGAAAUGACCGUUCCAUUGCGGAUGACAGCCCUAGUCCGUAUGUGGGCCAUAUUGACCUGGAGAACUCGCUAGCCAAAAAUGAGUCAAGUACGACCAGGCGUCGUAAACGACAUGUCAGUCCUACAAAACCCCAAGAAGAUACUGUCAUGCUUGAGACAGGUGCAGCCCGAACUACCGAUGUUGACACCCGACGUCGCCGAGAAAAGAAGACCCGCAGAGCGGAAUCUCCUAAAUGCCCCCCAGGCGGGUGCUAUCGAAUCCCUCAGCAGGGACAACUUCAAAUUAUAAUCAAGAACCCACACAAGACCGCAGUCAAGCUGUUUCUUGUGCCUUACGACCUCGCCGACAUGGAACCUGGCACCAAGACCUUUAUCAGGCAGAGAAGUUAUUCGGCGGGCCCGAUAAUCGACAUGCCGUUGAGUGCACGGAAGAAUUUUGGAACUGAUCGCCCUGAGGCCUCCUUGAACGCCACCGAAGAUCCUCGAGACAAGCCCGUUUUGCGCUAUCUCAUCCAUUUGAACAUUUGCUGUCCGGCGCGCGGUCGCUUCUACCUACACUCCAGUGUUCGAGUGGUGUUUGCCAACCGCGUACCAGACGGUAAGGAGAAAUUGCGCAACGAGAUUCAACUACCAGAGCCCCGAUACACUCCGUACAAGCCUACUCGGGACUCGAGUCUCUCGGGAUCCACCAGCAAUGCGCGAUUGGCAAUCGAGAAAGCUUCUCGCAGACGGAGCGUCGGUCAGGGCACAAUUCCACUUCUCCGCCCACAUGUAUCCUCACCGAGCGACGGUCCACUGCACUGGACUGCAGCCGAAGCCAUGGGACUUACAAAUUCCUCGCACUUUUCUUCAGAACAUGAUUCCGCCGUUUACAACAAGCUCAACAAGGGUGAUGUUGGAUACGGAGGAUUUCCAUACUCGUCUUCAAAUGCAGGUUCCGAGAACGGCGAGAGCCUACUUGCCAAGCGACUUCGCGGCUUAGAUGUGCAUAAGCAAGAAACCAAUGACAGUAAUUGA
Messenger RNA from Penicillium atrosanguineum, 1944 nucleotides. RefSeq lists its product as uncharacterized. The transcript has a single exon. The coding region runs from base 1 to 1944 and encodes 647 amino acids. NCBI's taxonomy places the organism in Eukaryota, Fungi, Ascomycota, Eurotiomycetes, Eurotiales, Aspergillaceae. The record is from RefSeq and is a predicted model, not a curated record.